ACUGUCAGAGGACGAGAGGGGAGAGCGCGCGCGAGAGAGAUAGAGAGUGAGAGUGAGAGGAGAGAGAGAGUGGGAUUCUUCAUCAUCCGCGCCUUUUGACUCUCUAAACUUGCUUCAGAUCUGUAGUCAGAGUCGCGUGAAGCUGCGGGCAGAUGGAAGUUGUGAGAGAGAACAUGAUGAAAUAAAACACGAGGAGCGAGUCAGAGUGAGCGGAGCGGAGGCCGAGGCAGCUCACAGGACGAGCGGGAAGUUUACAAAGGAAAAAAUCGCCCUGAUGUCUCCUUGAGGAAAAAAAAGAAGAGAGCUGUCGAUGAUGUGCCUCCAUGUGGGAUUUACCAAACCGUCACCUUGAACGUCCAGGACGUGAGACUUUUCACCCGCGUGCUCAUUUUUGUGUUGUGUUUUUCUUGCUGUUGCAGUUUUCUGAAAAGGACGUUAUGACUUCACGGACGGAAUGCAGAGUUGAGCAGAUGUAAAAGCGAUUUCGCCGGGAAAUGUGGAUUUCUACUUUCAAAAGUCCAUUUCCUCUGUAAAAUUUGAUGGAUAUUUCUGAUUACCGUUCAGUGGAUCAAACCAAAAUACCGAGCAUAGUUUUCCCAGUUUGAAUAAUUCAUGAACUAGAGCGUCCCUUCCAGGGGUGGAAAAAAAGUUACGACAGCAUACGGGGAGGGGGAAUAAUAAGUAGACUGGUACAAAGUGGUGAGGGGGGAUGGCCACGGCGGCUUCCAAUCCCUACCUGGCUAGCAACAGUGUUCUCUCAUCAGGCUCCAUUGUGCCCUCGGAGUCCGGAGGUGGUGGCAUGCAGCCGGGAAGUGGUGCCGUGACUUCGGUGUCAGGUGGAUACAGAGGAGACCCUGCGGCCAAGAUGGUGCAGAGUGACUUUAUGCAAGGGAGCAUUGCAGCCAGCAAUGGGGGCCACAUGCUAAGCCAUGCCCACCAGUGGGUAACCUCACUGCCACAUGCCGCCGCCGCCGCUGCAGCUGCAGCCGCCGCCGCUGCAGCCGAAGCUGGCUCUCCUUGGUCCUCCAGCCCUGCUGGGAUGGCAGGCAGCCCCCAACAACAGGACGUCAAGGGUGGUUCCAAUAGAGAAGACCUGCAUUCGGGCACUGCGCUGCACCACCGCCCUCCACACAUAGGCGCUCACCAGUCCCACCAAAGCGCUUGGGGUGGCACGACUGCAGCUCACAUCAGCACCAUCACCGGGGCGCAGCAGCAGUCUCAGCAGUCCCUCAUUUACUCCCAGCCAAGUGGGUUCACUGUCAACGGGAUGCUAAACCCCACUGGGAGCCUGGUCCACCCUGGGUUGAUGCGGGGCGAUUCGCCAGAGAUGGACCACCACCAUCACCACCAUCACCACCACCACCAGCACCAACACCCACACCACCAUCACCAGCAGCACCACGGCGGCGUCAGCAGCCACGACUCGCACUCCGAUGAGGACACGCCGACCUCCGACGACCUGGAGCAGUUCGCCAAACAGUUCAAGCAGCGUCGGAUAAAGCUCGGCUUCACGCAGGCCGACGUCGGCUUAGCCCUGGGGACCCUCUACGGCAACGUCUUCUCGCAGACCACCAUCUGUCGGUUCGAGGCGCUGCAGCUGAGCUUCAAAAACAUGUGCAAGCUGAAGCCACUCUUGAACAAGUGGCUCGAGGAGGCUGACUCGACCACAGGCAGCCCCACCAGCAUUGACAAGAUCGCAGCGCAGGGCAGGAAGCGCAAGAAGCGCACCUCCAUUGAGGUGAGCGUGAAGGGGGCCCUGGAGAGCCACUUUCUGAAGUGUCCCAAGCCCUCAGCGCAGGAGAUCUCCUCCCUGGCGGACAACCUGCAGCUGGAGAAGGAGGUCGUUCGGGUGUGGUUCUGCAACCGCAGGCAGAAGGAGAAAAGGAUGACGCCACCCGGGGUUGGCCAGAGCCCGGAGGACGUGUACUCUCAGGCCGGCAACGUGAGUGCAGACACACCGCCUCCGUCCAUGGACUGCAAACGAGAGUUUUCUGAUAGACUGCUUAAAAGAUGCAAGUUUGAAAGGUGAACCGGAGGACCAGGUGGGGAUCUCUUCGUGCUCCUAUCGCCAGGUGGUUCUGGCCCAUUGACACUCCAACCAAACGCGACAGUAGUUUUAUUUUUUUUUAUUAUUUUUUUUUAUGGAUGGCCCUCCAGAGAAAUUUGAAAAAAGUCAGACAUGGACCCUCGGUGAAGACAAACGAGCUCCAGGACGCAUCGCCGUUUCACACAGAGGAAUAACGUUAUUCGUGUUAACAAAAGGGAAUUGUCUUAUUGCCUCGAGUAUUGGCUCCUGUCCACUUCCCGAAGACUCUGUGCUGCAAACUUCAGCUUUUCUAUUACAGACUCUUUUUUGUGGACCGCACUUCUGUGAAUAGUUUUCACACAGGGAAACACUAUGGGGGAAAACAAGGAUUCUAAAACUGCACUUAUUCAUCUUUCAGCCUUCUCUCUUGUGAACACUCCCCCCUCCUUCAUUUGUUUUCCAUUUGAUUUGCUUUUUUGUUGGUUAUUUUAU
Messenger RNA from Colossoma macropomum (tambaqui), 2518 nucleotides. RefSeq names its product POU class 3 homeobox 3a (gene pou3f3a). Gene Ontology annotation, molecular function: DNA-binding transcription factor activity, RNA polymerase II-specific; RNA polymerase II cis-regulatory region sequence-specific DNA binding. Gene Ontology annotation, cellular component: nucleus. Lineage: Eukaryota; Metazoa; Chordata; Actinopteri; Characiformes; Serrasalmidae. The record is from RefSeq and is a predicted model, not a curated record. The transcript is spliced from 2 exons. Gene Ontology annotation, biological process: regulation of transcription by RNA polymerase II; brain development. The coding region runs from base 710 to 2029 and encodes 439 amino acids.